AGCAUGUGUAUUUCUUGUUAGGUCCUAAAUUAGUCAUACACGGCUUAUAUUUGAAUUUUUAUUUAGUUUUAUAUAAUUAAAAUGUUUUACAAGUUAUUAUAGUUUAAUAGCUUCAUUAAACCAGUAAUUUUGGGGUAUAAUUUAUAGCACAAAUGAGCCAUUUUGUUAUACUUGUUGCUGAAAUUUACUAUGUUCAACUAUUUAUUACAUGACUUAUCAUAACAACCUAGUUACAUAACGUUUGGCAAUGGCACAAGAACCUGUUAUUGUUAAUGUGUAUGAUAUGUACUGGAUAAAUGAAUAUACAGCCACAUUAGGAAUUGGUGUUUUUCAUACUGGUGUACAAGUGUAUGGUACUGAAUAUGCUUAUGGUGGCCAUCCAUUUCCAUUUUCUGGAGUUUUUGAAAUUUCACCACGAGAUUCAGAUGAUUUAGGAGAACAGUUCAAGUUUAAACAAUCCAUCCGUUUAGGCUUUACAGAUUUCACACCAGAUGAUGUACGCAAGAUAUCUGAGCAGCUAGGAAAGGAGUUUCUUGGAAAUCAGUAUCAUCUGCUCAGCAAAAACUGUAAUCACUUCACUUCCACUCUAACACAGAUCAUAUGUGGUAAAUCACUACCUAACUGGGUAAACAGACUUGCAUAUAUGAGUUCCUGUAUACCUUUUAUUGAACGUGCUAUUCCCAAAGAAUGGCUGACACCUGCGGCUCUUCAAGCAGUCAUUCCAGAAUCGGCAGAUGAUGAUAAAAAACUCCCAUCUUUCAGUGGCCCCAUUAAGAGGUGAUAUCAGGGUACAUAAAUAUGGGACUCAUCAUUAGCCAUUGAAAUUGGACAUUUGCAACAGUUUUAUGAAUGAAAAAACUUACUUUGCACAAAAACAUUUUCAGUUUUAGUUCUGAAAAUUCUUACUUGAAACUGAACAGUUAAGAUAACUUUUUGGUUUUAUUUCCUUAUUACAUUAAUAACAUGGCAAAAUGUUUACAUGUGCUGCUGCUUACAGCUGGCAGUUGUAAUCAUUUUAUUUAUGUUUUUAUGUUAACAAGAAAACUAAAUUUUAUCUGUAAUUACUUAGAUUUUCAAUAUUUGAAUUGACCACUUGUAACUUAAUAUAUUAUUUCUGUUGAAUUUAUUAUUAUUUAUUUUAUAUUAUAUUCUGUCUCAAUUGAGAAAAAACGAUGUUUAUGUAUUCUUGAAAUUUGAUUGAUUCUUUUGACAUGGCUUCUUUCUUAUUAAUAUAUUAAUACAGGGUAUAUUGUCCAUCAGUAAUGCAAAAAGUUGUGUAGUGGAUAAAAGUGUGGGGCUGACAAGAUUGAUAGAUUUAUGCUGGCAUGGAGUUGGUUGUCGGUCAAAUCUAAUGAUAACGGCUAAAUGUCAGUUACCAGUUUUCAACAGUACUUACUUCUAGGAUGAAAGAUGUUUUCAAAGUUUGGUCUGCUAUCUGCUACUAGACUACAAUCCCAGCCAAUACAUCCCUGAACUUCAGUACAUUCACUAGCAUAGACUGGGAUUUUCCCCCCAAACCUGUCAUUAAUGUUUGGUAUAUUGUAUUUUUCAUAAAGACUGGAUUUGAAAACCAUGACAUGUUUAUUCACAUACAUCAUUCAAUAUAAGGCAUAGGUGCAUUACGGCUUAAAUAUCUAACAAUAAUUUUUACUGUUCAUUAAUCAUGGAGUACAUUAAUCACAGGAAUUGGACAAGAAAUAUGCGACCGGCCUUGGUGGCGUCGUGGUAGGCCAUCGGUCUACAGGCUGGUAGGUACUGGGUUCGGAUCCCAGUCGAGGCAUGGGAUUUUUAAUCCAGAUACAGACUCCAAACCCUGAGUGAGUGCUCC
Molecule: messenger RNA, 1828 nt
Organism: Gigantopelta aegis
Lineage: Eukaryota; Metazoa; Mollusca; Gastropoda; Neomphalida; Peltospiridae
Product: deubiquitinase DESI2-like
Exons: 5
Coding region: 248-781 (177 amino acids)
Biological process (GO): protein deubiquitination
Molecular function (GO): deubiquitinase activity
Source: RefSeq, a predicted model, not a curated record